This is a messenger RNA of Striga hermonthica, 1473 nucleotides long. The record is from the annotation of a GenBank genome assembly. Lineage: Eukaryota; Viridiplantae; Streptophyta; Magnoliopsida; Lamiales; Orobanchaceae.
AUGAUAACGGGCACGGACUUUUACCACGUGAUGACCGCCGUGGUCCCCCUGUACGUGGCGAUGAUCCUCGCCUACGGCUCCGUCAAGUGGUGGCGGAUCUUCACCCCCGACCAGUGCUCCGGCAUCAACCGCUUCGUGGCCCUCUUCGCCAUCGUCGUCCUCCAGUGCAUCAUCUGGUACACCCUCAUGCUCUUCCUCUUCGAGUACAGGGGCGCCCGCACCCUCAUCGCCGAGCAGUUCCCUGACACGGCCGGGUCCAUCAUCUCGUUCCGGGUCGACUCGGACAUCAUCUCGCUCGACGGGAAGGAGCCACUGCAGACGGAGGCCGAGGUCGGGGACGACGGCAAGCUCCACGUCACGGUCAGGAAGUCGGCCAGCUCCAGGUCGGAGAUCUUCUCGCGGCGGUCGCACGGCGGUGGGCCGAACUCCGGGCUCUCGUUGACCCCCCGACCGUCGAACUUGACCAACGCCGAGAUUUAUUCGCUGCAGUCGUCGAGGAACCCUACGCCCAGGGGUUCGAGCUUUAACCACACGGAUUUCUACUCGAUGGUGAACGGGAGGAACGUGAGUCCCCGUCAGUCGAGUUAUGGGAACGCCGCCGGGUACGACGAGGAGGGAGGUUACGCGGGCCAGGCGCGGGCCAACGGUAUGUUCUCUCCCGGGCCUGGUGGCCCGAAAAAGAAGGGUGAAAAUGGCAAGGAUCUGCACAUGUUUGUCUGGAGUUCGAGUGCGUCCCCUGUUUCUGAAGGGGGUAUUCAUGUCUUCAGAGGCGGGGAUUAUGGGAAUGAGGCCAAUGUUGGGGCUCAUCCUAAAGAUUACGACGAUUUUGGACGCGAUAAAUAUAGCUUUGGAAACAAGCAGGGCCCGAACGGGACUGAGCAUGAAGGGCCCGUUUUGUCUAAACUCGGGUCGAGCUCGACUGCCGAGCUUCACCCGAAGGCUAGUGUCGAGACAAAGCCAACUGCAAUGCCGCCAACUAGCGUGAUGACGAGGCUUAUCCUAAUCAUGGUGUGGCGAAAACUUAUUCGAAAUCCAAACACAUACUCGAGUCUUAUUGGCCUCACCUGGUCUUUAGUCUCCUUCAAGUGGCAUGUUGAGAUGCCGGCCAUAAUAGCGAAGUCGAUAUCAAUUUUGUCGGAUGCGGGUCUUGGAAUGGCUAUGUUCAGUCUGGGGUUGUUUAUGGCAUUGCAGCCAAGAAUCAUCGCUUGUGGUAAAUCAGUGGCUGCUUUCUCUAUGGCCAUUCGGUUUUUAACGGGCCCUGCAGUUAUGGCAGCCGCUUCUAUUGCAGUUGGGCUUCGAGGCGUGCUUUUACGAGUUGCAAUUGUGCAGGCUGCUUUACCACAAGGGAUUGUGCCUUUUGUCUUUGCUAAGGAAUACAAUGUUCAUCCAGACAUACUUAGCACCGGGGUUAUAUUUGGAAUGCUGGUGGCUCUUCCCAUAACUCUAGUCUACUACAUCUUUUUGGGACUCUGA